UGACGAUGUGCCGCGAGUUCUCUGAGGACCCGAAGAAAAUUCAUGCAUUGAUCGGCAUUUUCAAGCGGCUUGAAGAUGGCUCGAACCAUAAUGCCCUCAUAUUUCCUUGGUUCCCGACUCCAGCCAGAUUUAGGAGGAUGCUUGCCGGGGUGCAAUUACACCGCAUGAUUUCUGCAGUUGUUCUUUCGAGGAAAGAUCGUCGUGAAGACGACCCACUGUAGGCCAUGAUAGACAAAGGUCUUUCCUCCACCAAAACCACUGUGAUGCUUGCUACCAUGCUAUUUGCUGCAAUUGGCAACACCGGAAACGUGAUCACCUAUUUGCUCCUUCACCUAGAAGCCAACCCGAAGUGGAAAGUACUCGUCGAGAACGAAGCGAGACAGUUGUACAAAGAUUCGCGCACCUCUGGACGCGACGAUGGCAGACCCUUGUUUUCAAUGAAUUCCAUAGAAACGCAGAUGCCGCUCUUCGAUAUCUGCAUUUCCGAAACGUUGCGCAUGCUUUUCAAAGGACCAUUCAUUAGAAGAAGUGUAGAAGACAUGUUCGUGGACCAAAAACACAUACCACGCGGAACCUAUGUCAUGUUCCCAACCGCCGACCUUCAUUAUAAUGCUGUAUUCUAUUCGACACCGCAGGAAUUCAACCCGGAGCACUUUUCAGCAGAUGCGAUUCAAGAGCGGCGACGACAUGGAACUACGUUCGUGGGAUGGGGUGCUGGUCGUCAUAUGUGCGCUGGGAGAAGAGCUGCACAAAUGCUCAUGAAGGUUAUCGUCAUCCUCCUUCUAUCGCAAUUCGACACUCAUAUUGUUACUGAUGGGGGAGAACCGGUACGAAGAGUUCCAGAACAGGUAGAAAAUCAGUUGUUCAAGGUGUGUCCACCCAAGCAAGCUGUAACACUUCGUUACGAGGUACGGCGCCAGUAACGGUCACUAGGAUUACUA
Molecule: messenger RNA, 941 nt
Organism: Suillus discolor
Lineage: Eukaryota; Fungi; Basidiomycota; Agaricomycetes; Boletales; Suillaceae
Product: cytochrome P450
Exons: 2
Coding region: 225-923 (232 amino acids)
Molecular function (GO): iron ion binding; oxidoreductase activity, acting on paired donors, with incorporation or reduction of molecular oxygen; monooxygenase activity
Source: RefSeq, a predicted model, not a curated record